AUGUGUAUUGUCAGGAGGAGGGAUAAGAGUGGGGUUGGAAUGGAAAAAUUACAAUUUAAGAGCUUCCAAUGGACUCAUAACUGGGAUUCAAACUUCCUGGAAACAGUUCCCACGUUGGCCUCUAUUUUGGCACACUGAGCCUCGAAUGGAAAAGAAACCGUGGACCGAAAAUAGGACACGGUUGCAAAGAAUGCACAGAAAGCCAACUUUUCCUCUCAUGGCAAACCUAUCAUUGUGAUGUCAUUUGUUGAUUUGUUUCUGCUCCAGAAAGCUGUGGCGAGCGCCUUUCGAAAGGGAAGGAGAAACAAGAUACAGGAUUUCCUUUGAGUACAGUCAUUGCUCCCGUCUUCGGGCUCCUGAAAAAUCCGUCCAGUCAGUUUGAAAGCUCGGGUUCCCAGAAGAGCGACGGAGGCGACAGAGAAAAACCUUGUGAAACAAAAUGGGCAACGCAGCUGAGCCCACAAGAAGGUCCUUUGGCUUUCUGGCAUUCUCAUUUCUCGAUGGGGUGGCAGUCGCCGUUUAAAAGAAUGGAAACUGUUGAGAGGACUCUUCUAGUCAACUCCAGUUGCCUUCGGGGAUCUUGCCAACCUGAUCAAGAUGGGAGACAACAGUUCUACUGGGAAUUGUACCGACCCAUCCAUGGAUUUCCAGGCCACCUUGUACGCCGCCACGUACACCAUCAUCUUCAUUCCAGGCCUCCUGGGCAACGGCAUUGCCCUUUGGGUCCUGUGCCGCUUCAUCAACAAGAAGAAUAAAGCCGUCAUCUUCAUGAUGAACUUGGCCGCAGCUGACCUGGCCCACAUCUUCUCUUUGCCCUUACGAAUGUAUUACUACAUCAACCAUAGUUGGCCUUUUGGGGGCUUCCUUUGCCAGUUAUGCUUCUACCUGAAGUACCUCAACAUGUAUGCCAGCAUCUGCUUCCUCACCUGCAUCAGCAUCCAAAGGUACCUCUUCCUGCGCCAUCCUUUCAAAGCCAAGGACUGGAAAUGCAGGUACGACAUAGCCAUAAGUGUGGCUAUCUGGACCGUUGUGGGGGCCGCUUGCUUACCCCUCCCAAUUCUGAGGAGUCCCAGCUUGACCAACAACACCAACACCUGUUUUGCUGAUCUUGGAGUGAGACAACUGAAUAUGGGGACCUCCAUUGCGAUGGUGCUGGUGGCCGAACUCUCUGGGUUUCUGCUCCCCCUUGUGAUAAUCCUUUAUUGCACAUGGAAAAUGAGGCAGUCCCUCCAGGAGUCCCACGCCCCUUUGCAACACGCUAAUGAGAAGCAGAAAGCUUGGCGCAUGAUCUUGGGAUGCGCAGCGGUGUUCUUCAUAUGCUUCACGCCUUACCACGUGAACUUCCCUCUGUUUAUGAUGGUGAAACAGGAGGCCAUCCGAGACUGCUCCGCACGCCGCAGGACUUUGUAUUUCCAUUCCAUUUCUCUGUGCCUUGCAAGCCUCAAUUGCUGCCUGGAUCCAAUUAUCUACUAUUUUAUGACAUCGGAGUUUCAGGAAAAGUUGUUCCGGAACUGCCGUGCCAACAUCUGGAGCCGGCUCACCAAUCUCGACAGCAGCAGGUCCCCAGGCUCCUCGGCAGGGGAACAGGGUGAGCGGGCUAAGAGGAACAGAAGUGUGCUAAUGACAUAUUUUUGGACUCUUCGGCCACAUAGGUCUGACCAGGAUGGCAUGGAGUCUCCCCUUUCUACCUAACUAAGGGGUGGUUGACACAUGUGUGUCCUUCACUUGAUUCCUUAACAGGCUUCCAUUGAUUGUAUGGACUGACAACGUUAAAAAGUCCCAAACAGGGAAUGGGGAAAGGGAAAUGUGACAUUUCUGUAUACUUUUAGCAAGAUUUGCCAAUCCCUUCCUCUGUGUCAAAAGGAGUAUGACCUUCCCAAGGCAGCCCAGUGGGUUUCUAUGGCCCAAUAGUAUGAUAAUCCUGGUUUCCAGAGUCAUUAUCCAAUGCUCAGACCACUACGCCAGGGGUCCUCAAACUAAGGCCCAAGGGCCGGAUAUGGCCCUCCAAGGUCAGGGUCAACCUAAGUCUGAAACGACUUGAAAGCACACAACAACAACAACAACAACAACUUAUUUAUUUAUUACAUACAUUUCUAUCCUGCCCGUCUCACCACAAGGGGACUCAGGGUAGCCUUACAUGAGCAUCCAAUGAUUCAAUCCACAUAUAUACCAGUAAAAUUACAAUUAAAACAAUAAAAUCAAUUUAAAACAUUAUCCAGAUUCAACAGUAAAUUCAUCUAUAUAAAUAAAAAUGUAAUGUUCGUUUGUGGGAUUAACAGAACUCAAAAAUCACUCGAUGAAUUGACACCAAAUUUGGACACAAGACACCUAACAACCCAAUGUAUGUCCUCCACUAAAAAAAAAAUUGAUUUUGUCAUUUGGGAAUUGUAGUUGCUGGGAUGUAUAGUUCACUUACAAUCAAAGAGCAUUCUCAACCCCACCAAUGAUGGAAUGAAAGCAAACUUGGCACACAGUUCUCCCAUGAUCAACAGAAAAUACUGGAAGGGUUUGGUGGGCAGUGUCCUUUGGUUUUGGAGUUGUAGUUCACCUACAUCCAGAGAUCACUGUGGACUCAAACAAUGAUGGAUCUGGACCAAACUCUACACGAAUACUCAAUAUGCCCAAAUGUGAACACUGGUGGAGUUUGAGGAAAAUAGAAUCUUGACUUUUGGGAGUUGUGGUUGCUGGGAUUCAUAGUUCAUCUACAAUCACAGAGCAUUCAGAAUCCCACCAACAAUAGAAUUGGGCCAAACCUCCCACACAGAACCCCCAUGUGGGCCACAGAAAUGCAUGGCAGGAGACGGCUAGUUAACAAUAAAUUAGCGUGCCAAUACACCAAAUCCAAGCUGGGAGAGUCCAAUAUCGGGAUGUCCAAAAGUUUUUCUUUCAUAUUACCGUUCCCCUCUAGUCAAAUGCCUGCUUCCAGAGCCAGGUCUUCAGUUGUCUUCUAAAGGACAGGAGGGAGGUGGCCAACCUGAUGUCCUUAGGGAAGGAGUUCCACAGACGGGGGGCCACUGCCAAAAAGGCCCUGUCUCUCGUUCCCACCAACAAAUAGAAGAGAGUUAAUGCCAUCCUUCCCUAUCUCUGUUGGGUAAAUGGUCAUGGAAGUGUGCUCCUGGGACCUAAAGCUGGCAGGGUGAGGAGGUGAGGUGUUGCACAUUGAAUGCCUCCUUUCACAACAAGGAACAAAGACCAUACAUAUGUUUAUUGUUGUAGGUGUAUGUAUGUCAGCCAAUGAAUGACUUUAUAGCAGCGGUUAGGGCUGGAACUAGGAGCCAAAAACUGCAUGUGCUGAUGUCUAUCUGUGUUGGAGCAUUCCUUGGCAAUCUGUUGUCUCUACAUUCCACAGAAAACCCAACCAUGGUGGACAUGCAUUGACUUCCCUUCAACCCAAAGACCUAAUGGAAGCUUCCCAGGUAAGCUAGGGCUUUGCCUGUGCCACAAUAUUGAUGGUCUCUCCACAUCUGAAAUGGAUUCUUUCAUUGGCAGCUGCCAUUUUCCUGCAUAAUACUCCAGAACCUUUGGACUGAAGUACGCCAGGCAAAAAGAAAAGAAAAUCUGAAAAGAAAGUCAUCCUUACGCAAAUCAACAGUGAGAAAUGGGAUAGCCAAAAAAAGGAGGGGCAGUUCGUAACUAUUCAUCAUUGUUUUGUUAUUUAUGAACUUGAUCCCUAUAUUCUUUAAGGGAUUUGGCACUUCUAUGUUUUAUGUAACUUUCCUUUCAGAGGCUGUUAUCAAGAGGUUCCAAAUAAAGCUGCCAAAAUCA
Molecule: messenger RNA, 3765 nt
Organism: Anolis sagrei ordinatus
Lineage: Eukaryota; Metazoa; Chordata; Lepidosauria; Squamata; Anolidae
Product: putative P2Y purinoceptor 10
Biological process (GO): positive regulation of Rho protein signal transduction; phospholipase C-activating G protein-coupled receptor signaling pathway
Cellular component (GO): plasma membrane
Molecular function (GO): G protein-coupled receptor activity
Source: RefSeq, a predicted model, not a curated record